Molecule: messenger RNA, 1762 nt
Organism: Prunus persica (peach)
Lineage: Eukaryota; Viridiplantae; Streptophyta; Magnoliopsida; Rosales; Rosaceae
Product: carbamoyl-phosphate synthase small chain, chloroplastic
Exons: 8
Coding region: 509-1492 (327 amino acids)
Biological process (GO): 'de novo' pyrimidine nucleobase biosynthetic process; L-glutamine metabolic process; L-arginine biosynthetic process
Cellular component (GO): carbamoyl-phosphate synthase complex; cytoplasm
Molecular function (GO): carbamoyl-phosphate synthase (glutamine-hydrolyzing) activity
Source: RefSeq, a predicted model, not a curated record
GAAGAUGGUUCAAUCUGGAGAGCAAAGUCGUUUGGUGCUUCAGGGACCCAAGUUGGUGAAGUUGUAUUCAAUACAUCCUUGACCGGGUGGGAUGACUCAUAAUUUUGUAUUUCCCCCCAAUUUAUCUUAACAUGUCAACUGUCAUGUUGGAUUCUUUGUGUUUGUGGGACUUAACUGCUAUAUAACCUUGUCAAUUACUAUAGAAUCAACCUUUCAGUGUUCAGUAUAAGGAUUUGAAACCUUUGACUAUGGACCCUCUCUUUUGGGCUUGAGGCAGUAUAUUAACUAAAUAAGUGUUAGUUAGACUUCCUGAACUGUCUAAGUACAAUGUAGGAAAUUAUAUGAAACUUCGUACAGCUCCCACCUUUGUUCCAUUUGAGAGUGAUGUUAAUCAAACAUUGGUUAAAGGAAUCUGGUGCUUGAAGUAAUGGAAGUAGUUACCUCAUCUUUGGUUGCGCAUCAAUGUUCAAGAGUUGAUGAGCUCAGCAUGAUCAUACAAGUCUGAUAUAUGGGCAUUCUACAUGUUUACACAGAUGAUCAAGAAUCAAGGCAAUGUUUCCUUGCUGGUCUAGUGGUUAGAAGUUUAAGUAUCAGUACUUCAAAUUGGAGAUGUGCAGAAACACUUGGUGAUUAUUUAGCAGAAAGGAAUAUCAUGGGAAUUUAUGAUAUUGACACACGUGUUAUCACCCGAAGAUUAAGGCAAGAUGGAAGCCUUAUUGGUGUUUUGAGCACAGAAAGGACAAAAACAGAUGAAGAACUAUUGGAAAUGUCUCGUUCAUGGGACAUUGUUGGGGUUGAUUUAAUAAGUGGUGUGUCAUGUAAGGCCCCUCAUGAUUGGGUUGAUAAAACAAAUACAGAGUGGGAAUUUAACUCCAGUAAAAGAGGUGGAGAGGCAUUCCGUGUUAUAGCAUAUGAUUUUGGAAUCAAGCAUAAUAUACUCAAGCGCUUGGCUUCCUAUGGUUGUAAAAUUACUGUUGUGCCUUCAACAUGGCCCGCAUCAGAGACUCUUAAGAUGAAACCAGAUGGGGUCCUUUUCAGCAAUGGCCCUGGAGACCCAUCUGCUGUUCCUUAUGCUGUUGAAACAGUUAAGGAGAUCAUUGGAAAGGUUCCUGCUUUUGGAAUCUGCAUGGGUCAUCAGUUGCUUGGCUUGGCAUUAGGUGGUAAAACUUUUAAAAUGAAGUUUGGCCACCAUGGAGGAAAUCAUCCAGUCCGUAAUCUUUGUAGCGGACAUGUUGAGAUAAGCGCUCAGAAUCACAAUUAUGCAGUUGACUCUUCAUCACUUCCAGAGGGUGUAGAAGUAACUCAUGUCAAUCUUAACGAUGGAAGCUGUGCUGGUCUUGCCUAUCCUGCACAAAACAUCAUGUCUAUUCAGUACCACCCUGAAGCAUCUCCAGGACCCCAUGAUUCGGACUAUGCUUUUAGGGAAUUCAUACAGCUGAUGAAGAAAGUGAAAGUAAAUUCACGAGUGAUGGCUGCACUGAGCUUUAUUUGAUGGAUGGCAUGUCUAAGGCGGCGAGGGUUCAAUGGUGAUAUAUAAAUCCAGCGUCUCUCUUGUCUAUGGGAUUAACAUAUGCGUGCUGUUGCAGAAAACUAGUUAGGAGUCUUCUUCCCUUUUUUCAGUCAAAAUGUUGUCGGUGACUGAAAUUUUGAGAUGAAGUUUUAUAGAACAAUUAUUCUAUAUGCUUUGCAACCAUACAAAAUGGAUCAUAAUUGUGUGUGCUUCAGGAUCCAUGAAUAACACUGCAUUCUUGUUACUCUUGGA